GUAUUGCACAAAUAUUCUAACAGAACUCUGAAACUUAACAGCUUUUUUAUACCACAGCUACAAAAAGGAAAGUUAAAUUAUAGCAAGAAAGAUUCAAUUGGGGCUACCUGAAAACACAUAAAGAUGAAAAUUGCAAGAAUUGCUCUAGUAUUUGUGGCUGUAAUUUUGGCAGUGUUGCCGGGGAAUAUAGUAGCAGUUGAUCAUGUGGUUGGUGAUAGUACGGGCUGGGGAAUUCCCUCAGGUGGCCCUGCAACUUAUGCCAAUUGGACUUCACGACGUACCUUUAGAGUUGGUGAUACCUUAGUGUUCAAUUUUGCAACUGGAGCACAUGAUGUAGCCAAAGUCACAAAGAGUGCAUACGAUUCUUGCAGCUCCACAGGUCCUGUUACUCUUAUAACUGUUGGACCAGCCAAUAUCACUCUCAAUUCCACAGGAGCUGAAUAUUUCAUUUGCACUUUUGGCCAACAUUGUUCUGCUGGCCAAAAACUAGCCAUCAAUGUAACCGCUGCUUCCUCUCCUACUCCUAGUCCCGCACCAUCACCCGUCCCUACCCCUACCCCAUCACCCGUCCCUACCCCGACCCCGACCCCGACCCCUGCACCGACUCCUUCCUCAACACCGUCCCAUACCCCAAUGUCAACGCCAAGUCCAUCACCAUCAAUGGGACCAUCUGGACAGUCUCCUAGUCCUACCGGUGGUGCGGGAACUUCACCAUCAUCCUCACCAACAACUGGACCGGUCACACCGGGGACGACUCCUCCACCCAUGACACCAAGCGAUGGUCAAGUUCCCCCACCGCCUCCAAGCUCCGCCACUAGGAACUUCUUUGCUUCAGCCUUGGUUAUGUUCAUGUCCAUUGCUAUUAGUAUCAUGUGUUAGAUUCCUGUAUUUUUAUACAUAGAUGACUUUUUCUGUCACGGAGAGCUUCUUGUGAUUCGAGUGUUUGUAUAUUUUAUUUUUUUUGUUUACAUAUGAGUUGAUAUCAUGAUAGGACAUGAUCAUUGUUUACUUGUACUAUUGUUCAUUGAUUGAGUAAUUAUUAGUGGUUGUGUGAAGUUUAAA
Messenger RNA from Lycium barbarum (goji berry), 1062 nucleotides. Its product is annotated as cucumber peeling cupredoxin-like. The record is from RefSeq and is a predicted model, not a curated record. Gene Ontology annotation, molecular function: electron transfer activity. Lineage: Eukaryota; Viridiplantae; Streptophyta; Magnoliopsida; Solanales; Solanaceae. Gene Ontology annotation, cellular component: plasma membrane. Bases 124 to 879 code for a protein of 251 amino acids. The transcript has 2 exons.